Molecule: messenger RNA, 538 nt
Organism: Anopheles bellator
Lineage: Eukaryota; Metazoa; Arthropoda; Insecta; Diptera; Culicidae
Gene: mRpL27
Product: large ribosomal subunit protein bL27
Exons: 3
Coding region: 68-496 (142 amino acids)
Biological process (GO): translation
Cellular component (GO): mitochondrial large ribosomal subunit; ribosome
Molecular function (GO): structural constituent of ribosome
Source: RefSeq, a predicted model, not a curated record
GUUUACGUAAGCGACGCAGUUCGUUUUCGUUGGCCACCGGUAGUAAGAUUUUUGUUGUGAGCUUACCAUGAAUAACACGAUUCUUUGGCGAUUAAGUCCGAGUUUGACUAGCAAUAGUCCUUUUAUGACUAUUUUCCGAAACGCUUCCAAGAAAACUGGUGGCAGUUCUAGGAACCCUCCCAAGAAUCCUCGGCCGAAACAUCGCGGUUGGAAAGUGCAGGAUGGACAUCACGUUUCAGCUGGAGCUAUAUUAGUCACCCAACGAACCCCUCGUUUUCAUCCUGGCUUGAAUGUUGGACUGGGUAAGAAUGGCACACUUUUUGCAAUGGAGCAUGGAAAAGUUUAUGUCACAUGCGAACAACUUGAUCCAAACCUGGAACACACGUGGGUACAACGUUGUUAUGCAGGUCGUGAAGGACAAACCAUCUUUAAGAAAUUUUUCAAUGUCGUUCCGGAGCUUCAGCAUAUCCGUUUUAAGUUAGUCGAUGAAGUUUAAAUUAGUGCAAAAAUAAAUCGAACGGCGUGUAAUAAAACAGCA